GGGGUUACCGCGGAAAGUUGCUAUAUUGCAGGACAUCAUCGUUGAGACCGAAGUCGGCGCAUCAACAUCACAUAGCCUGCCUACCAGGACUCAAUAUUUAAGUUUUCAGUCGAACGACGAGAGCAUAUCAAACGGUGUACAAGGAGCAUAUGAAUUCGGGCGAAUAAUAUUCCAAACGAAAAUACGAAAAAUGAUGGCAUGCACGGAGAUGAUCACUAUGUGUCUCCAGUCAGCUAAACAGCAGCACCUGUACUCAAAGCAACAGCAGCAGCUACUGCAGAGGACCCCCGACCAAGGUCUUUCCAUUUUGCAAGACAUCUUUCGCCGCGCUGACAAAAAUGAUGAUGGGAAACUCUCCUUUGCGGAGUUCAAGACUUACUUCGCAGACGGGAUCCUCAGCACAGAGGAGCUGCAGGAGCUUUUCCACAGCAUCGACAGACAUCAGAGCAACAACCUCGAAACAGACAAACUCUCCGAUUACUUCUCUGAGCACUUGGGGGAGUACCUGAAUGUCCUCUCCGCUUUAGAGAAGCUCAACCACGCCAUCCUGAAGGCCAUGGACAAAACUAAGGAGGAAUACCAGAGCUCCUCCGUGCUGGGCCAGUUUGUGACCCGCUUCAUUUUACGGGAGACCUCCAGCCAGCUGCACUCCCUGCAGGCAUCACUAGAGUGCGCUGUGGAGGCCGUGGAGGAGCAGAGCUGCCCGGGCAGGAAGGACGUGAAGAAGCUGGACGACCUGUCCCUGCUGAGGGGCAGCAGGAGGUGUGCCCGCCGGGCCCAGAAGAACCUGUGUCUGUCUCCCACCGACCCCUACUCGGGCAUGCUCACUACAGGAGUCGCUGUGGAACCUGAUGAGCACUGGAACUCCCAGAUCAACAGACUCCAGCAACUCAUCGACAAGCUGGAGUGUCAGAGUCCAAAACUGGAGCCGUUGAAAAUGGAGGACACAAUAGCCAGCACGUACGAAUCUAACCUCCUGCUGGUCCAGAGACAGCUGUCGGUGGAGGAGAAGGACAUCAGUGAGUUCCAGCAGGCACUGAAGAGCUACGCCGACGCCACUGCCAACCAGAGCGACAAUUUACAUGUGUCCAUACAGAAGCUGCCGGAGAGAUCCUGCUUCAUAAUGUACGAGUUCUGGCGAGACCGUCUGUCCUGGAUAAGCCACCUGCAGUCUAACGCCAGCAAGGCAUUCCAGCGCUGCAUCAUCGAUGCGCUAGAGGACCCGGAGGUGGUGAGCACCAUGCUGAUUCCAGCUUCCUGGUGGAUAAUGAAUAACAACUGACAGCGCUAAGCGGCUGGUGGCACCGAAAGCCAAGAAGAGUGCAAAAGGAUUUCAGUCUACACCACGCUUGUUCCAGCCAUUAAGUCAUCAUUAAGUAUGCGUGUGACAGCAACCUGGACUACGCUGAAGACAGAGCAUUCGCUUCCUUUGUGUGUUUGUUUGUCUUUAGACAUGAACGUGUAUGCAUUCAGAAGCCCAAAACCGUUUGAAUUUACAUCAGGAAGUUAGUUAUUUGACUAAUCUUUAUUCCAGGCAAAAGCAAAUUCCACUUGUGAAUUUGACACAUUAUUAUUGUUUGGAUCUGUUUUUGAGUGCAGAAGACAUUUUCUACCAUAGGUCAGCACCGUUCUUACAGGACAAGAAAACAUCUUACAAAUGUGACGCAAUGAUACUGUACAUUGUGAUUUUAGCAAUCGUAAAUAGCAUGAUUGCUGUUUGUGUCAUUUUGGCUGCUCUUUGUUGUUAAAAGGAAGAGGCCUGAGGACAAAUUCAGCCCACAAUCAUGUCUGGAUGUAGAGACUAAUGGCCAGGCUUUGAAUCUCAUGCAACCUGGAGCAGGCACUACAUUUUAACUGCACUAGUUAAAAUGCAGCUCUGUAAAUGGGGUUAUGGAAUAUGCAAGAUGUAAAAUAGUAUGCAUUUAGUCACUCUGUGCAAGGCGUAUUUACAGCUAAGGAACAGCAUAGCAACAAAGAUAUCUUUGUUUGGAAGCUAGUAACUUUUGAUAAGAGCCAUACCAAGUAUUAUGCACAUUUCAACUUUGCCUAACCUAUUUUCUGUUCUCUAUUGUUGAUGUUGCUUAUCAGGAUAAAAUUAUGAUCUUUCAUGUUAAGAACACCUCAUGAAAUAUACUUAUUUCUGUGCUUAGACAUUUGAUAUUUAUUUAACUUAAGUGAGUUCUGUAUUUGCCCUAAAUAGAUUUUAGGCACUGCUUUAAAAUCUCCCCGACAGAGGGAUUUCUUUUGUUUGUGUAUUGACAAAAUUCUGAGCAUGACUGUAUGCACACAUUAAGUCACACUGCCACCAGCUUAAUAACAGACUUUACUCAAAUAAAAUAUAUUUGAAUUUCAUAUUUUCUGUUGGCAGAUUCUGGAUGAAGAUAUUCGAUGGCCUUAGAUCUCACCUAGCCCAGUAUUGUCAGACAACACAACCAUAAAAAGUCAAUAUAAUUAAGCUUGCAACCUUUGGGCUAACGCUGAUUUGACAGUAGCUAUGGCUCUGACACAUUUCUCUUUUCUCCCUGUUAAAAACAGGUACUCCUCACACUGCAUGUUUGUGUGUCUGUGAAAGCACUGUGGUAUUGUAACACUUUUGCUGUAUUUAAUGACUCACUGGCAGCAUUCUCAACUAGAAUCACCUUUUCCAGCACCGAAUCCAGAACGUUCUGUCACACAAUGUAAAACGAUUGACUUUCCUUGAUGGGAGCAGCAAGUUGACCCAUCGAAAAUAUUACCUUUGCUUGCAUAUUUCCUUAGGUCAUUACCUGUUGAAACAGUCAUCAAACUGAAUGCACAUUUGUUGCUUUUUUCAUUUUGUCCCUUGUAACUUUAGGUUUUAAUGAACAUGAACAUCAAAAAUUGUCAAGACGUGGCAUUAAUAAAGGUGAUUGUUUUGAAAUGCA
Messenger RNA from Conger conger (European conger), 2903 nucleotides. RefSeq names its product N-terminal EF-hand calcium binding protein 3 (gene necab3). Bases 191 to 1282 code for a protein of 363 amino acids. Gene Ontology annotation, molecular function: calcium ion binding. NCBI's taxonomy places the organism in Eukaryota, Metazoa, Chordata, Actinopteri, Anguilliformes, Congridae. The record is from RefSeq and is a predicted model, not a curated record. Gene Ontology annotation, cellular component: Golgi cis cisterna; endoplasmic reticulum; cytoplasm. The transcript is spliced from 13 exons. Gene Ontology annotation, biological process: regulation of amyloid precursor protein biosynthetic process.